Budorcas taxicolor (takin) is the source of this 1365-nucleotide messenger RNA. Its product is annotated as keratin, type II cytoskeletal 2 oral-like. NCBI's taxonomy places the organism in Eukaryota, Metazoa, Chordata, Mammalia, Artiodactyla, Bovidae. Gene Ontology annotation, molecular function: structural constituent of skin epidermis. The transcript is spliced from 7 exons. Gene Ontology annotation, cellular component: keratin filament. The coding region runs from base 1 to 1365 and encodes 454 amino acids. Gene Ontology annotation, biological process: intermediate filament organization; keratinization. The record is from RefSeq and is a predicted model, not a curated record.
AUGAGCUGUGUGGCCCGCUCUGGAGGAGCUGGCGCAGGGGUCUGUGGGUCCCGGGGCAGAGCAGGUGGCUUUGGCAGUCGCAGCCUCUACAACCUGGGUGACAAUAAGAGCAUCUCCAUCAGCGUGGCUGGCUCCCGGGCUGGUGGCUUUGGGGGAGGGCGCAGCAGCUGCAUCAGUGGCUGUGGAGGUGGUUAUGGAGGUGGUUAUGGAGGUGGCAUUUGUGGAGUCAGAGGAAUGGGCAGUGGUUAUGGGGGGGUUGGUGGCUUUGGAGGGACUAGUAGCUUUGGUGGGCCUGUUAGCUAUGGCUCUAGUGUCUGCCCUGGGGGAAUCCAGGAAGUGACCAUCAACCAGAGCCUCCUGCAGCCCCUCAAUGUGGAGAUCAACCCCCAGAUUGGGCAAGUAAAGGCCCAGGAGAGGGAGCAGAUCAAGACCCUCAACAACAAGUUCGCCUCCUUCAUUGACAAGGUGCGGUUCCUGGAACAGCAGAGCAAGGUCCUGGAAACCAAGUGGGACCUGCUCCAGCAGCGGACUGCGGGCUUGGGCUCCAGCUUGGGCUCCAGAGGACUGGAGCCUUUAUUUGAAAGCUACAUCAACUGCCUGCGCAGGCAGCUGGAUUCGGCUCUGGCAGAAAAGGGGAAUCUGGAAGGAGAGCUAAGGAACAUGCAGGACCUGGUGGAAGACUUCAGAAAGAAGUAUGAAGAUGAGAUCAACAAGCGUACUGUUGCAGAGAAUGAGUUUAUAGGGCUCAAGAAGGAUGUGGAUGCAGCGUUCAUGAACAAGGUGGAGCUUCAGGCCAAGGUGGAUGGUCUGACAGAUGAAAUCAACUUCCUGAGGACCCUCUGUGAGACGGAACUGACCCAGAUGCAGAAUCACCUUCAUGACAUGUCCGUGGUCCUGUCCAUGGACAACAAUCACUGCCUGGACCUGGACUGCAUCAUCAAUGAGGUCAAGGCCCAGUACGAGGACAUCGCGCAGAAGAGCAAGGCCGAGGCUGAGGCCCUGUACAAGACCAAGCUUGGAGAGCUGGAGAACAAGUCCAGCAGGCAUGGGGAAGACCUGAAGAGCACCAAGAAUGAGAUCAUGGAGCUCAACUGGAUGAUCCCGAGGCUGCAGGCUGAGAUUGAGAAUGUCAAGAAGCAGAAUGCCAACCUGCAGAAUGCUAUUGCUGAUGCUGAGCAGCGUGGGGAGCUGGCCCUCAAGGAUGCCAAUGCCAAGCUCCAAGAACUGCAGGCUGCCCUUCAGCAGGCCAAGGAUGACCUGGCCCGGCUGGUGUGUGACUACCAGGAGUUGAUGAAUGUCAGACUGGCUCUGGAUGUGGAGAUUGCCACCUACCGCAAGCUGCUGGAGAGUGAGGAGUGCAGGUGA